CCCAAAUCCGAUUGAACCCUAAACCUAAUUGUGAAUUCCCAGUCCCCCGCCGAUGGAUAACUCAAUUAAUUUACAACAAAUUGAAAAUGGUGAAUGUAUGUAAAUUGAAAAUGCCGCCGCAUGGACGCCGUCGUCAACUCAAAUCGGUGUUGCCGGCGGCCUCCCCAUCUGCCCGAGCUUGAAGCGGGCAGUUUGGGAGAAUCUGGCUGAGAUACCGGAGCUGAAGCUUGUGGCGUGCAACGGCGCCUCGUCCUCGCUGAUGCUCGACUCAAUUAUACAGCUGAAGAGUGCGAGCAGAUGGAUGUCAAAAUUGUGACUCCUGAAGCGAUGAGGAGAAGUUUUCUCGGAAUGUCUUUGGCUGACAUUCAGCGCUUCAUUCUCGAACGCCUCGCUGUUGCUCGGUGAGCUCCAGUUUGUCGAAAUUUGAAUAAUAUGCAUUAGAUUUCUGUUGGAUUGCUGAUCAUGUUGACUAUUUGUUCGAAGAUGCAUCACUUAAUGUUAGGAUUGCUAAUAAAUUGCUGGGACAUCGUUUAUGAGUGGUCAAAUUGCUGGGCUAGCUCAGAAUAGACAACUGGGUAUGAUGCAGAAUGCUAUCAAUGUUGAAGCCACCAAUAUCCUCCCCAAACACUUCUUCAUAGCAUAUUCAACAACAGAGACAGCAACACCUCAUCCAGCAACAAUUAGCUUCUUCGCAGUUGCUUCAAAAUUCAGCAGGCAUUAACCCACAGCAUUUGUCUCAAAUAGCACAGCAGCAAACACAAGCCCAAUCACCGAUGCAGCAGCCUCCACAACUGCAGCAUUUCCACCAGCAGCAGUCACCGAGAAUCGCUGGGCCUGGAGGCCAGAAAUCUGUGAGUUUGACUGGAUCACAGCCAGAUGCUGCUGCAUCAGGAGCAACUACACCAGGUGGCAGUUCAAGCCAAGGCACAGAAGCCGGUAUUCAACUUCUUGGGAAGAGAAAGAUACAAGAUCUUGUGUCACAGUUGGAUUUAAAUGUAAAACCUGACCAUGAAGUCGAAGAGCUUCUAUUAGAAAUUGCUGAUAACUUCAUUGAUUCGUAACUGUGGCAAAUCUUCAACUGCGGAGGCCAAGGAUGUCUUGCUGCAUGCAGUGGUCUAUUCUGCUAGAUAUUAUUUGUUCCCCUGUCAUAAGAUUCAGUGUUGAGAUGUAUCUCGUAUUUUGUUAAGGAUAUCCACAAUGGUGGCCCUCUUGGGCAUGCCCAACAAACUUGCUCCUGCCCAUGAAAACUUGGCCACUACAAUGGCGGCCCUCCGGGCCACCAUUUUUUGUUAUAUUUCAAAAAUUAAAAUUAUUUU
Molecule: messenger RNA, 1316 nt
Organism: Salvia hispanica
Lineage: Eukaryota; Viridiplantae; Streptophyta; Magnoliopsida; Lamiales; Lamiaceae
Product: transcription initiation factor TFIID subunit 12b-like
Biological process (GO): RNA polymerase II preinitiation complex assembly; DNA-templated transcription initiation
Cellular component (GO): transcription factor TFIID complex; SAGA complex
Molecular function (GO): DNA binding; TBP-class protein binding; protein heterodimerization activity
Source: RefSeq, a predicted model, not a curated record